UCAAGAAAUAUUUGUGUACUGCAUUCAAUUUUCUUGACUGUUCCCGCGCUUUUAUUGAUGCGUCCUGGAUAUAAACUUAUGUAAAAAAUACGUUGAUUUCUGAUAUUCCUGAAGGAUAUUAGUGCACAUCAUUCGCACGCCGAAAGUCGUAUUGUUAUCAGUCACCGAAGAUCUUUGAUGUGUCCGGCGGAAUUGCUUUACCGAAUUCAUCGGUUUGUUUAGAUUGCAACUUCUAAGAAAGUUAUUAGACAAUGGAUAGCAGUCCAGGAAAGUUACUUUAUACUCCACGGCGAGCACAGAAAUGUCUUUUUGCACCGUCCAGUGACAAGUCUGCUAAAAAAAGCGUUUCUCGGGAAUCAGAGCAUAUCAGAGAUGACAAGUCCUCGGGAGAUGAAUCAGAUUUGGGGCCCAUGUCACCUUUGGCUCUCACUGAUCGAAGUCCAAGUAUCAGCGAUCAGAGUACUUCAGGCAGAGAAUUUGUCUCUCCACUUGCGACACCUGAAAAGUCAAUCGUCUCCAAUACGUCUGUGUCCUGGGAUCGUUUAAGAUUCAACAUGGAGGAACGCAUGUCACCCUUUAGGUCACUUAAAAAGGUCACCAGGGAGGCUAGAAAUUCACCAAGAUGUAAAAUGUUCUCUGCUAGCCACUUUCAGAGAUCGUUGUCAUCCAGUCCAAGGGAACUGAUGGGUCAAUUGACACCGCAACGCUCAAAGACAAACGCGGAACAAAUGAACGAAGUAGUACCAGAAACACCCCAGCGAAGCUUCGCCACGGAGAUACAGAAUCAAAGUAUCACAGAAACACCUCGAAAGAGCAGUACUCUCGAGAGCAAGCAAAUGACGCCGUUGAGUUCUGUAAGCAAGACGGUUCCGUUGCCAAAACUGCACAGGCGAAAGUCUUUCAGUACGAUUGAAACGAGCGUGGGUUUCUCGCCUGAGCAGAAGGAGAACACAUUGAAGAGGCGUGCGCGCGAGCAGUCGGGAGCGAAACCAACGAAACUGUUUAAGGGAGACGACGGCUUCGUGCCUAAAGCGAGAGCAUCGCUGUUUCAGGAGAGGAAACACGAACACGAUAGCUUAAAGGAUUUCUCAUUAAGUACGAAAACGUUUUACAGCGGCAACGUGAAGAAGUCCGAGCGGCCUUUCAGCAGCUACAAGAGCAGCGACAUUAAAAGGAGACGAAGUUUACCUCCACAAAACAGCAGUAGACGUUCAUUGACAAAGAAGCGGAAAUUUGGUAAGAUAAACGCUGGUGUCGGUCAUGGGAUCAAGAAACCGAAACCUAAGGUGAAUACAGAGGCAUUGAAAAAUGAGGGACAGCAUGUUAUUCAGCUUCUCACAGCUUCGAGCAAGAGUUCACCUGUGGAAGAAGCUCAACCGAUGGCAGCAAACACGAUUGCGGAAAGGGCCCCGUCGCCAAUGAUCGACGAGAAUAAGCGAUUUUUUAAAACCAACAAGACAAUCAGAUUAAAUCAAGCAGCUACGGUAACGGUAAAUGAUAAGAUUAAGUUGAAGGUCGCGGAUGGUAAAAUUGAAUUGAAAGAGAAUCAAAAACGCGCUCCAUCCACGAAUCCACAUAAGCAAAAGCUAAAAGCUAUGAACGUCUCUCUGGAUGCCACCGAUCUGACCGUCGACGAACCGGAAGUUGAGGCUACAUUGCAGCAGGACAAAGUUAAUGAUCUCUUGAAAAUUCUAGAGGAUGACUGGGCGAACGACGAGUACGAUACGAUGGCAUCAUUGACCCAUAUAGCGAAUGCGUUUUCUCCGUUACAUUCGACGACGACGUUGUCAAAAGACACAAUUAUGUCUCCAGCUACCGAGCUUAGCAACAUGACUUCGACGAUGAACAUUACGGACGCCGCUCCUUUGAAUAACUUCGGAAAUCUUUCACUUGAGAACGCUAAUAAUAGUAAUAAGAAUAAUAAUAAUGAAAAAGAAACUGAAAAAGAAAUCGAAGAGGAUACCGAAAAAAAAUAUUUUCCGUUAUUUAAUAAAGGAUAUUCUGUACCUGAUAAUAUUUUUGAAGAGACAAGUAAUGCCAAUACUACAAAAGCAACAAAAAGAAAUAUGCAAUGGCAGCUAUCCACGAAAGGUGGUGGUUCAGAAAAUCAGUAUCAGCUAGACGCUGGUCAGAAACGUUUCGGCGCUAUUCAAUGUCCAGAAUGCAACGUUGUGUACCAAGUGGGUGAUCCUGAGGAUGAAAACGCUCACUUGAAUUAUCACAAUAGCACACGGAUUUUAAAAUUCCAUGGUUGGAAGAACGAGCGAGUUAUAUUGGAGGAUCCUUUUAUCUCCAGCAGAAUAAUCUUAAUCGAGCCACAUGACCCCAAGCAACAUUGGAAGAAAGUGUUGGAGAUUUUAGUCGUUGUAGAUAGGGAUUUGGGACUGGCGGACAUGAAUAUUUCGGAUUACCAGAACAAGAAGAUUUUCUUGUAUAUACGCGAAAAAAACGUUCUCGGAGUAUUGGUGGCAGAACAUAUCAAAACGGCGUUUCGCAUGAUUCCUGAACUAAUCGAACUUAACUGUUGCACCGCAGAGAGUACACCUACAAAAUGUGGCAUAAACGUCGUUUGGACCGCGAUGAGUCAUCGCAAACAGAGUAUAGCCACUAAACUCGUCGAUACUUUGAGAGCCAAAUUCUUCUAUGGUUACGUGAUGUCGUUGGACGACAUAGCGUUCUCAAUACCGACUCCAAGUGGCAAAAUCUUCGCCGAGAAAUAUACGAGAACGAAAAAUUUCAAGGUUUACAACUGAAUCCACUAUACUUAAGCUCCAACAUUCGUUCUUUCUAAAUGGUUGCGUCUUUUGCAUUGUUAGCGAAACAACUACUUAAUACAUUAUACAUCUUAUUUUAUCGUAUUUUAUCUUAAUAGUUAUGUAUUUUUGU
This is a messenger RNA of Mycetomoellerius zeteki, 2886 nucleotides long. It is a transcript of the gene eco, whose product is annotated as Establishment of cohesion. NCBI's taxonomy places the organism in Eukaryota, Metazoa, Arthropoda, Insecta, Hymenoptera, Formicidae. The record is from RefSeq and is a predicted model, not a curated record. Gene Ontology annotation, molecular function: protein-lysine-acetyltransferase activity. Gene Ontology annotation, biological process: mitotic sister chromatid cohesion. The transcript has 6 exons. Gene Ontology annotation, cellular component: chromatin; nucleus. The coding region runs from base 252 to 2753 and encodes 833 amino acids.